AUCAUAUUUAAACAAAAAAGAUGAAGGUAAAUAAGGAUUUGGAAUAUUUAUUAGGAUGUGAUUUUAAUAGAGAUAGAGUAUGAUACAGGAUAUUAAUAAAUUACUGUAGGGAAUUUACAGUUAAAAACCCAAGGACCAGAAGUCAGAGAUGCGAUCAAUUAAACAAAAAUGUAAAAAAAAAAAAAAAAAAAAAACUUUGUAACUGAGCAACUUCUCAAGGACAGUCUUUGCAUCUAGCACAAAAAAAAAUAUGUCCAACACACACACAUUUAUCUGUACUUCAAUGUUACCUAACUCUGGGGGAAAUCUUAUCAGUAUAUGGUUUGUUACAUGCACAAUAUGCAGUCCUCAUCUUUAGAUAUACAGAAUAAAGCAGGAUUCUUUAAUGUGUAUUAUGCAGAUAAAAUAAUAUCACAGCUGUCUUGAUCACUCAUCGCUCACAUAGAUGGGAGGUCACCCUGACUUCCUAACAUGACCCCUUGACUGGGAAAAUAAUAGAUCUCAGCAUGUAAAGGAUACUGUCACACAUUUCAUUCUUGCUACAAUGGAAUCUAUAUUAAAUAAUAUAGUAAUCAUCAAACAAUCUAGGAGGUAAAAUACUGAUUAAUCAUCAAACAAUCUAGGAGCUCAAAUACUGAUUAAUAACUUGAUCAAUUAUCACAAAAGAGAUGAUAUAAUAAAUUUUAUUAUGAAGGCCACGGUAGAUUGACAUCCACUCCUUUAAUACAUAUAUACUAGUAGAUUAAGUGAAAGGAUUUAAGCAUAUGUGGAUGCUCUAUUUUAUUCUGGAUUUUAGGAGACCAUGGAUUUAGUCUGGAGGAGAAGGAAAGAGAUGGAUCAUAGAAUAAUUAUUUAAUUAGUAAUAUUUGUGUGGAUACAUGUGUAAGAACAGGAAAAGCAAAAACAAGGAGAAAUCGAUUAUAAAUAAACCAUGACUGCAUAACAGCAAAAGUAGGUGGCGAUAUUAACCACACAGGAGGAUGCAACGCGCCAAAAAAAAGGGAAGAAGAAGAAGAAGAAGCCACGUGGUUUCUAAUAGGUGAUUUAAACGGUCAGUGGGUGUAAAUUACGUAUAUUUUAGGGUUAAAAUGAGUUCUCAAACAGGAAAUGUUUCCCGAUCGCGAGGCCAAAAACACCAGAAUGUAACUGCCUUCAAAAAUGACAAGUAUGGAGCAAGUGCACAAGUUAAGAAAGCCAAAUCAAAGGUUCACGAUGGUCUGUGCCAGCACUGCAAAGAUGUGCUAGAGUGGAAAGUAAAGUACAACAAAUACAAGCCCCUUACACAGCCACGAAAAUGUGUUAAGUGUCUUCAGAAAACAGUGAAGGAUGCCUAUCAUAUCAUAUGCAAGCCAUGUGCACUAAAGCUGGAGCUUUGUGCAAAAUGUGGGAAGAAGGAAGAGAUUGUCAUUCCACUUGACAAGAAGGAAGAAGAGGUAGAGGAUACCAGCCAGCCAAAUAAAGAGAAGAGACAGAAAAAAAGAGACCAGGAGGAGGAGGAUGAUGACGGAGAUUUUGAUGACCUGGGCUUUAGCAAUGAUGACUAUGAUAGUGAUUCUUGACUGUGAUUCUGUAAUCGCGUUUGGUCUCGUACUGAAUCGUGUUCUUUGUCAGUGUCAUACACUUGCUUGGGCAUUUGUUGUGAUAAACAGGAAAGUGUGUCCAAGCGCCAACAAGACACAGUGCAAAGAUGUACUCAUUGAGAGAAGCAGUCAGUCAGCAGAAGUUAAAAGCAGGUCAUAAGUGUAUCUAUUUCUUGUCCCAGUGUUUAGCUCAGUGGUCGUUGUUAGGAAACGCUUGUUUUGUUUACUGUGUGGAGAUGUGCUGAAAUCACGUUUAGUUUCGUACUGUAUCACGUACCUUGUCAGUGGCAUGCGCUUGCCUAGCUUGGGCAAUUGUUGUGAUAAACAGGAAAGUGUGUCCAGCUAAAUUCAAUUUGAGUUUUGUUAGACGAAUAUAAAAAGUUUAGUAUACCUCGGCAGCCCUCGUGUGGAGACCAUCGACUCUACCGUACGUCUCCGCCGAGCAUGGACACCGGCAAGGGACAAGUAUCGCUCUUGAAUCAUUCUCUUUCCUACUAUUUGUUUCCCUUCUGUUUUCAGUUUUUAUAGCCAAUUCUAACUAUGUGUUUCCAGAUCUCUACUAUCACUAUUACCAGUCAUUCAAGACUAAACCUCAUGGCCCUGACAGAGACCUGGAUCAAACCAGAGGACACUGUUACUCUUCCAGCACUCUUCAAUAAUUUCUCUUUUAUCACAAAAUCCCACUGACCUUUUAACCUGUUAAUGUAUAUCGAUCACUCUUCUCUUCAUUCUCUGCUAAUGUCUCCACUGCUAAAAGGACAUACUAUCACAACAAAAUCAACAAUUCACCUAACUCUUGCAUUCUUUUUUAAAACCUUUUCCUCCCUCCUUUGUCCUUCUCCCCCUCCUUCAUCAACUCUAGCAGCUAACCACUUUCCCACAUUCUUCAUUAAUAAAAUUACAAACCUCAGUGAACAAUUUGCCACACAUCAAACUGUCAAACACAUCUUGCCAUCAAACAUAAAUUAUUCAUCGUUCUCUCUCUAAGGUAGAAGUAUCUAAACUCAUCCUUUCCAAUCAUCCUACUACUUGUCUGUUUGAACCUAUUUCAUCUCAUCUCCUUCAAGCCAUUUCUCAUGCCUGAACUCGUGCCUUGUACCUGAACUCACUCAAAUCGUUAACGCAUCCAUUCACACUGGUGUUUUUCCCUCAACACUUAAAAAGGCUUGUAUAACCCCACUUCUUAAGAAAUCUCUUUUAGACAACUACAGAUCUCCCUUCUACAUUUCAUUGCAAAAACACUUGAAUGAGUUGUGUUCAACCAGGUCUCUGCCUUUCUCACAUGGAACAACCUCCUAGACUGCAACCAAUAUGGCUACAGAAGUGGAUAUUUGACCCAGAUUCUCCUGUCAACCCUAUUGGAAAAUGUCAUUUCAGGAACCAGACACCAGUUGUCUGAGUCCUACCUCUCAGAUUGGUCCUUCAAGGUAACUUGGAGAUGUGAGGUGUCCAAGUUCAAACAUUUAGCUACUAGGGUGUCUCAGGGCUCAGUUCUUGACCACUUCUCUUCUCUGUCUACAUGACAUCACUAGGUUCUGUCAUUUAGAAACAUGGCUUUUCAUAUCACUGCUAUGCUGAUGACACUCAACUCUACCUCUCAAUCAAUCCUGAUGAUUUGAAGAUAGUUGCUUGCGUCUCAUCAUGUCUAACAGACAUUACUUGUUUGAUAAUGGACCAUCACCUUCUAUUCAACCUGAUAAAACUGCUUGUCAUCACUUUCACUGCUUGAAAUCACCAUCACUUUAUAAAAAUUUCACCAUCCAGUUAGGCUCAUCAACCAUAACUUCUUCAAAAACAGCUAGAAACCUUGGAGUUGUGAUUGAUGAUAAGCUAAAUUCCUCAGACCACAUUGCUAAAACGGCCCGGUCCUGCAGAUUUACUUUAUACAACAUUAGGAAGAUCAGGCCCUUUCUUUUAGAACAUGCUACACAACUCCUUGUUCAAGCUCUUGUUCUAUCCAGGCUGGACUGUUGAAAUGCUCUCUUGGCAGGUCUUCCAGCCACUUCUAUAAAACCUCUACAAUUAAUCUAAAAUCCAAAAAGUCUGUUCAUCAAUUUGCAUUGGCUACCAGUAGCUGCUUGCGUAAAAUUCUGCUGAAACACAUGUCCAUUAAAUAAACGACCUCCAAGAAAAUGUUGUGUUGUCUAUUUAGAAAAUAAUGAAUUACACUGAAUGUUAAAUCUACACCUGCACUGUUGCGUUUUCUGUCCUGGUGACUGUGAUUUUCAUCUUUUUUAAACAGAUUUUGUUAGAAACGUAGACUUUGCAUUUAAUAAGUGGCUGAAAAAACACAGGGAACCCACUUUAUAUUAACAAAGCAUUAUUAACUACUAUGUAGUAACACUUAAAUUCAAAAUAAUUUGAUGCAGUGCCCUUAUUGUGUGUGUGUGUGUGUGUGUGUAUAUAUAUAUAUAUAUAUAUGUAUGUAUGUAUGUAUGUAUAUAUAUGCUUUAAUUAAUUUCAGUAAUUACAAACCUGUCAUGAUCCGGUUUUAAACUGCCGUUAAUUCACCACACAUACUUUCACCUUGGACUACAUUUCUCAUGAUCCAUUGCACCAACUACAAGUUCACCUGAACAAUCUCACACACACACCGCACAAUCAUCAGACACGCUUUAUAAGCAACUUCUCACACAGGGCAGAGUAUUGCCUGUGUUUAUUAUUCUAGUGAUAGCAUUUUUCAGAACCAGUUCCAAUUUUUCAUAGUUUAGUCAUAGUCUCGCCUUGCCUGUUUUCCUGUGUUUAGAUCCUUAAUUGGCUGGAUUACCCUUUUGUCUUGCUGUUUCAGACUAUGUUUGCCCCCACCUGGAUUAUUGAUGUGUACCUGGAUUAUCUCUCUUUGCCUUACCCUGUUGGAUAUUGUUCACCGUUGAUCUACCCACGCCUGUUUACUAGACUGCUCAUGUCUUGCCCUUAAUAUACGUGUUCGACCCUGCCUGUGUUUGACCAUGUCUAUGAAUAAAGCUUUGCGUAUAGA
Messenger RNA from Carassius auratus (goldfish), 4557 nucleotides. RefSeq names its product chromosome 30 C9orf85 homolog (gene c30h9orf85). The transcript is spliced from 4 exons. NCBI's taxonomy places the organism in Eukaryota, Metazoa, Chordata, Actinopteri, Cypriniformes, Cyprinidae. The record is from RefSeq and is a predicted model, not a curated record. Bases 1089 to 1559 code for a protein of 156 amino acids.